ACAUAUAUAUCCAUCCCAUUUUCCGAAGAAACCAACAGCAAGAGAAACCGGAGAGAGAAAAAAUAUGCACGGAUACGAGCGAGUGAGCAGCACGAGCGCCAGUAAGGCGGAUCAGGUAGAUCUAGAGUCAGGGGAGACUCUGUACCCUGGACUCAGCUAUGGCGAGAACCAGCUCCGAUGGGGCUUUAUCCGCAAGGUUUACGGCAUCCUGGCGGCGCAGCUGGUGCUAACCACCGUGGUCUCCGCCUUUGUGGUGUUGGCGGCUCCGGUCAACGACCUCCUCCGUGGAAACUCCGCCCUCUUGCUCUUCCUAUGUUUGGUCCCAUUCAUCUUGUUGUGGCCCUUGCAUGUCUAUCACCAAAAGCACCCGGUGAACUUGGUUAUCCUUGGCCUCUUCACUGUGUCACUGAGUCUCAUGGUUGGUGUGAGCUGUGCUAAUACUGAUGGAAGAAUUGUGCUUGAAGCACUAAUUUUGACAGCAGGCGUGGUUACAUCUCUUACUGGCUACACUUUCUGGGCAUCUAAGAAGGGCAAGGACUUUAGCUAUCUUGGACCAAUUUUGUUCACUAGCCUUAUCAUCCUCAUUCUAACCGGUCUAAUUCAGAUGUUCUUCCCACUUGGUCCAACAUCUGUUGCCAUCUAUGGUGCAAUUAGUGCCUUGAUUUUCUGUGGGUACAUUGUCUAUGACACUGACAACCUGAUCAAACGCUUCACAUACGAUGAUUACAUCCUGGCCUCAGCCACUCUCUAUUUGGACAUUCUGAACUUGUUCAUUUCCAUUUUGCGAGUGCUGAGAUCUGGGGAUAAUUAGUUGUAGAAUAUUUCCCAAAGGUGGGAUUGGCAAGAAAUCUACAUAUGGUGAUCGAAUUACUGUCUGAAGAAUAGGAAAAGUAUUAUUGUUUAUAUGGUAUAUUUUCUCUUGGGGUUUUUGUGCUAUCACUAAGCCGGCGGCUCCAAUUUGCAGUUUCUCUAACCUGAUCAGUUGUGAUAUGCAUAUGCAUAAUUGGAAUUAUCCAAACUUUAUGAUUGCUUUUC
This is a messenger RNA of Durio zibethinus, 1035 nucleotides long. RefSeq names its product BI1-like protein. Gene Ontology annotation, cellular component: membrane. The record is from RefSeq and is a predicted model, not a curated record. Lineage: Eukaryota; Viridiplantae; Streptophyta; Magnoliopsida; Malvales; Malvaceae.